Penicillium longicatenatum is the source of this 1281-nucleotide messenger RNA. RefSeq names its product protein-arginine N5-methyltransferase (gene rmt2). Bases 1 to 1281 code for a protein of 426 amino acids. The transcript has a single exon. Lineage: Eukaryota; Fungi; Ascomycota; Eurotiomycetes; Eurotiales; Aspergillaceae. The record is from RefSeq and is a predicted model, not a curated record. Gene Ontology annotation, molecular function: protein arginine N5-methyltransferase activity. Gene Ontology annotation, cellular component: cytoplasm; nucleus. Gene Ontology annotation, biological process: peptidyl-arginine methylation.
AUGGCUGACCCCACCAACGACCCCGAAAUCUCAUUCACCCAGAUUGACGUCGACCUCGACGUCCAAGAAAUUCUCCUCGCAGCCUCUCAACACGACAUCCCUACUCUCCGCCGUCUGGUGCGCACACAAUCCGCACUACCAAAUGCCGCAAACGUCAAAGACCCAGAGACAGGCUACUCGCCCCUCCAUGCCGCUAUCGCAGCCUGCGAGCCCGAGGCCGAAGAACAAGCGAAUGGCGUGAAUGGCGCUCACGCAGACGAGAACGCAAAGCUGAUCAAGUCCGGUGUUGAGACUGUCAAGUUCCUUUUGCAGGAAGGCGCUAUCUGGAAUGAUCUUGAUAACAAUGAUGAGACGCCUGGUUGUAUCGCGCGAAGAAUCAAUGCACCGGAGCUAUAUGAGCUUGUUGUUGAUGCUGGUGUUCGAGCUGAGAUGCUGUUGAGCCGGUUGGAGGGGUAUGAGGAACUGUCUGAUGGGGAUGACGAGGACGAGGACGAGGAUGCUGAAAACGCAGAGGCCCAGGCUGACGUUGAAGACGAGGCUGCUCCCGAACUCGUCGAUGCAUCCGAGACAGAUGUUGCAGAUGCUGCAUCUACCGGCGAGGGGACAGGCCUUGCGAACCCCGAAGUCUCAAACCCGGGUUACCUUAACUCUUCCCUCAACAUUACCAACGAUCGGAUCCUGGACGCAGAUCAAAACGGUGUGAUGAUGAGUUGGGAAAGUUCCAUUAUGAAGAACUCUGCACAGAAACUGCUCCCCCGGCCAGGUAUGAAGGUUCUAAACGUCGGACACGGCAUGGGUAUCGUGGAUGGAUUCUUCCAGGAGCAGAGCCCUGCUUCGCAUCAUAUCAUUGAGGCACACCCUGAUGUUGUUGCGGAGAUGAAGAGGCGCGGAUGGGACUCUAAACCUGGUGUUGUGAUCCAUGAGGGCCGAUGGCAAGAUAUUAUGCCUGGCCUUGUGGGUGCGGGCGAGACUUUCGACGCUAUUUACUACGAUACGUUUGCAGAGUCUUACAAUGAUUUCCGGGAAUUCUUCUCGGAGCAGGUUAUUGGAUUGUUGGAGCAGGAAGGAAAAUGGGGUUUCUUCAACGGUAUGGGCGCCGAUCGACAGAUUUCGUACGAUGUCUAUCAAAAAGUUGCGGAGAUGGAUCUCUUUGAAGCUGGUUUUGAUAUUGACUGGGAAGAUAUUCCGGUGCCCAAGCUGGGUGGUGAGUGGGAAGGCGUGAGGAGGGCUUAUUGGGUUGUGGAUAAUUAUCGGUUACCGUUGUGCCGGUUUAUGGAUUGA